Messenger RNA from Gongylonema pulchrum, 375 nucleotides. NCBI's taxonomy places the organism in Eukaryota, Metazoa, Nematoda, Chromadorea, Rhabditida, Gongylonematidae. The record is from the annotation of a GenBank genome assembly.
UUAGCGGAGGGAGCUGAACAAGAUGCAGUGAGAUUGAUGAAAGUUCUGCCGUAUCUGUUGAUUGAUUCGUUGAACCAAAGCGAACUAAUUAAUAGCAUUCUGAAAGAGCUCAUUCAUCGUUAUACGGACCGUCCGCAUCCUCGAUCUGCUGCCAUUUUUACAAUUAUUCAUCAUUGGUUUGCUGUGCUGCACAGUCGCGAAACGGAGUCGAUUGUGCUUGAGUGGACAUUGAAUGGUCUAGAUUCCUUCAAGUAUGUUGCCGAUUCAGCACUGUUUCGCUUUUACGUCAACGCAUUCCUGUGCUCAUCCUCGCCAAAUCCACGCAUUGCUAACCUGUACGGUUUCUUUUCGAAUUACUUCGACUGUAAUUUUUAA